UCUCGCUCGACGACCCCCAUCCCUUCAAGACCCACCACUCCGAGGCCGCCCGGUGAAGCACCAGCCAACUUCAGAUCAGGAAUGCUCACGGUCGUUAUCUUCUCCGGGCGAGGCUUGUCACUCCCACCUGGUGCGAUUGUGCCAGAUGUCAUUCAGCAAGCCAUCCGCACUGUUCCAGAGCGCCUUCCUCACCCACGCAGCAACCGCGACAGCAUGCAGCGCAAGCGACAAUGGUGGCUUCCCUACGUCGUCCUCGAAUUCGACAAGAACGAGAUCCUCAUCGACGCACUAGACGGCGAUCUCUCCUCCCCGGUCUGGAAUCACCGGGCACACUUCGACGUGUCGCGUACAUCGAAUAUCAUUGUUUCUGCCUACCUUCGUACAGCGCAAUGCGUACAGGGGCAUGAUGAUAUGGGUAAUGAUUUGUUGAUGGGCCGGGUCGAGAUAACACCUGUGCUUGACGUACACCACGUUUCGGACCAAUGGUAUGUCGGCACGGGCGGUGCUGGAGAAUUCCAUUUGCAGAUCGGCUUCAAACCGUCUGCACAGUCGCUUACAAUCGAGGCGUUCGACCUCCUCAAGGUCAUCGGGAAGGGAAGUUUCGGCAAGGUUAUGCAGGUCCGCAAAAAGGACACUCAACGAGUGUAUGCGCUCAAGACUAUCCGCAAAGCGCACAUCGCAUCUCGCCCUGGCGAGAUCACACAUAUCCUUGCGGAGCGCACAGUCCUAGCACUCGUCAAUAACCCAUUCAUCGUCCCGUUAAAAUUCUCCUUUCAAAAUCCUGAUAAACUUUACCUCGUCAUGUCCUUCGUCAACGGUGGUGAACUUUUCUACCAUCUACAACGAGAAGGCAAGUUUGAUGAAAAUCGAAGUCGAUUUUACGCCGCGGAACUACUUUGUGCCUUGGAACACUUGCACGGUUUCAACGUUGUAUACCGCGACUUGAAGCCAGAGAACAUCCUUCUCGAUUACACGGGGCACAUUGCACUCUGCGACUUCGGAUUGUGCAAACUCAACAUGUCUGAGACUGAGAAGACGAACACGUUCUGUGGGACACCUGAGUACAUCGCACCUGAGCUCCUGGAGAGCCAGGGAUACACGAAGACUGUUGAUUGGUGGACGCUUGGGGUGCUUCUGUUCGAGAUGAUGACUGGCCUACCACCCUUCUACGACGAGAACGUCAACGUCAUGUACCAGCGCAUCCUACGGGAUCCAUUGUUGUUCCCUCCGGACAUGUCACACGACGCGAAAAGCGUCAUGACAGGAUUGCUUCAUCGUGAUCCGUCGAAGCGACUGGGACACAAUGGCGCUGAUGAGAUCAAGAGACACCCGUUCUUCUCGAGACAUAUUGAUUGGAAUCGGCUGUUGGCGAAGAAGAUCCAGCCGCCUUUUAAGCCGAGUGUGGAGUCCGUGUUGGACGUGGCGAAUUUCGAUUCGGAAUUUACGUCAGAGACGGCAACAGACUCUGUUGUCCUUGACUCACAACUAUCUGAGACUGUGCAAGACCAGUUCCGUGGAUUCACGUACAAUCCGGAGCCGGAGCAUCUCAGUGCGAGCGUUCAAGGAGCAUAAGCCUUCAUGAGAUUACUUCCAUUAUCUCUCCGCUUUUUACGGCUAUCAGUCUGUGUUGGUGGGUUUCGUGAAUUGAGCGGGGUGCUUCGUACAUACAUACGAUUGUUGAUGCACGGACUCCUUUCCUGUUCACUUUCCCAUUCGAAUUGUUUCGGACUGGUUCGACUUAUUAUUUUGAGGAGGGUCACUUAAAUGUGUAGCUGGAUCCACAAUGUAACCCUUUUCCUUCAUUUUGUCUCUCCGGUUUUCGGCCUUGUUCUCGAGGUCAGUUCAUAUAUCUUCUGUAUACCCUUCUUUUCUUCGCCUUCGUUUCCCC
Messenger RNA from Fomitiporia mediterranea MF3/22, 1888 nucleotides. Its product is annotated as AGC/Akt protein kinase. The transcript is spliced from 8 exons. The coding region runs from base 82 to 1572 and encodes 496 amino acids. Gene Ontology annotation, biological process: protein phosphorylation. The record is from RefSeq and is a predicted model, not a curated record. Gene Ontology annotation, molecular function: protein serine/threonine kinase activity; ATP binding. NCBI's taxonomy places the organism in Eukaryota, Fungi, Basidiomycota, Agaricomycetes, Hymenochaetales, Hymenochaetaceae.